AUGUGUGAACCUGUUCCUCUGGCUCUGCAAUCAUCACACCGACUCUCAUGUCCUCCUCCUCCUCCUCCUUAUCCGCCUGCACAUCCACAUUCACAUUUACAUCCAUCUACUCUGUCGCAGCAUAUGUGGUUGAUAGCUGGUGUAACAUUAGUGGAGAUACCACUGUUGCCGACGGACUUCGUGGAUGGGAGUGUUGAUUGUGAUAGAGUGCGACCGGAAGGAGUCGUCCAAAGAAAGGUGAUGGACUUUAAAAAACAGGAAGAUGAUUGUUUUGUUGGUAGUUACAACAGUGGAUAUGGAUUAGAGGAAUAA
Messenger RNA from Echinococcus granulosus, 312 nucleotides. RefSeq lists its product as hypothetical. The coding region runs from base 1 to 312 and encodes 103 amino acids. The transcript has a single exon. Lineage: Eukaryota; Metazoa; Platyhelminthes; Cestoda; Cyclophyllidea; Taeniidae. The record is from RefSeq and is a predicted model, not a curated record.